This is a messenger RNA of Ceratina calcarata, 1034 nucleotides long. Its product is annotated as methyltransferase-like 26. Lineage: Eukaryota; Metazoa; Arthropoda; Insecta; Hymenoptera; Apidae. The record is from RefSeq and is a predicted model, not a curated record. Bases 232 to 882 code for a protein of 216 amino acids. The transcript has 3 exons.
UUUCAGAUACAAAAUUGGUACGAAUACAAGAACUAAAUAUGAAUGCAGUUAUUCGUUGCGCUGCAAAUCAUAGGUAGAUACGUCAUGACGUCAUCGAAGCCUACGAACUAAUAUUGAUGUCUUUUACUGACAUCAUAAUAGCAACACCUGAUUCAAGUAUACAAUUUACACAGGCAACUGAGGGGGCUGAGGUCUGAGCGAGACCAUAUAAGCGUGAAAGCGGUCAUCAAAAUGUCCACGAUUAUGGAUACUAAAAAGCUUUUUUAUCCAGCCGCUGAGCGUAACAAGGGUCCAAUACUGUCAAUUCUUCAAAAGUACAUUCAACGUGAUUCAGAUCAAGUCUUCUUGGAAAUUUCAUCUGGUUCCGGACAACAUAUAGCACAUUUUGCUCCUAAUUUUCCUCAGAUUACAUUUUUUCCCUCAGAAUACGAAGCAAACCUGUUAGAAAGUGUUGCUGCUUAUGCUAAUGAAUUUGUGAAUAUAAAACAGCCAUUAAAGAUAGAUAUUACAACAGAUUUUCGUACUUGGGCCAAUGGCAUGUUUAAAGAAGCUAGUAUAGAUUAUAUUUAUAAUGCAAAUAUGAUGCAUAUUUCACCUUAUGAAUGCUCUAUUGGCUUAUUUAAUAAUGCUGGUAAACUUUUGAAAAAUAAUGGAACUUUAUUUACAUAUGGACCUUAUGCUAUUGACGGAAAAAUAACGCCAGAAAGUAACGUUAAUUUCGAUAAAACGCUGAAAUUGCAAGAUCCAAGGUGGGGUCUCAGAGAUAUCAACGAUUUGAGGAAAUUGGCAGAAAAAAAUGAUAUUAAAUUGAUAGCUAUGAUUGAUAUGCCUGCUAAUAAUAAAACUCUAAUAUGGAAAAAGAUGUUAGAUACACAACAAUAAUGUAAAGCUAGUUAAAUAUUGAAAUUGUAAUGCCGGUUCAUUUAAAUUUUACAUGAUUCUGUGUACAGUAUAAAAUUUCUAUUAAAAUUUAAUAUACAUACUUGAUACUUCUCAUCUAGAUCUUAUAUUUGGAUAUUUUACAUUGAUAACUA